This is a messenger RNA of Larimichthys crocea (large yellow croaker), 5543 nucleotides long. Its product is annotated as helicase ARIP4. Bases 156 to 4709 code for a protein of 1517 amino acids. Gene Ontology annotation, cellular component: nucleus. The record is from RefSeq and is a predicted model, not a curated record. NCBI's taxonomy places the organism in Eukaryota, Metazoa, Chordata, Actinopteri, Sciaenidae. The transcript is spliced from 23 exons. Gene Ontology annotation, molecular function: ATP hydrolysis activity; ATP binding.
AAAACUGAUGAAUGAGUGAAAGCGGCCGAGCCUGCCCUGCAUCUCAUUACCACUUCACAAAUAAAAGCUUUUCACUUGGAGGGAGUCGCGGCACAAACGGAGACGUAAGGUGUGUAGUGUGGCCAUGCUGAGGUAGCAGCAGUGUGCAGGUCAGGAUGUCUGAUGAAGAGGAGGAGCGACUGAAUGGGAGUAAAGGGGAGAGAGAGAUCUGUUACAUCACUGAUGAAGACGAAGACAAUGAUGGCGAUGAUGAAGAUGAAGGUAUACCUGACCAGUCCCACAGUGCCCCCUUCAGCACUGAGAAUGAGGCUCAGGGAGGCGACUCAGCUGCGUGGCAGUGCACCCCUCCCCCAUCUACCUCACCUUCGGGAGAGACACCGGCCCACCCUCCUGCCUCCCAGCUGUCCAGACCCCAAUCCAGGCCGGUUAGCCAAAGCCCCUCCCCUCCCUCUGUCCUGACAGGAGCCAAAAAGAGGGGCUCCAAACCGACACACAUGAGACGUAACAUCAGGAAGUUGCUAAGGGAUCAUCAGUUGGAGGCAGUGACCAAAGCCGCCCAGCAGGAUGAGUUGGAGAGGAGGCGACGUUUGGAGCAUCAGAGACAACAGGAGUUCCCGGUACCACUGCUGCCUGAAUACACAACUGGUGAUGUGACAAAACAUGUGUCGGUAUCGUCGGCAUCAGCAGCAUCACAGCAAGAAGUGAAGUCAGUCAGACAGGAAGUGAUCUGCCUGGACUCCAGCAGCACUGGCAUCAGCGAGGAUGACAGCAAAACUAACAUACCCACCUCCAUUACCACAGAGCACACACGGAAAACAGAUGUCAUCGAACUGAGCUCAGGCGAGGACGACGCCGUCGUCCAGGUCAGUAACGAGUCCACCAGUGUGGAAGAGCGUGAACCCAGUGGCUCGCAUGCCAAUGACGCCCUUAAUCAGCCAGACACCCAUGGAAGGGUGCUGGUCAACUUGAACCAUCCAACCACAGAGAAUGAUGUUUUCCUGUCACCUCAGCUGGCACGAGCGGUCAAACCUCACCAGAUCGGUGGAAUCCGUUUCCUGUACGACAACCUGGUGGAGUCGGUGGAGAGGUUUAACAGUAGCACAGGAUUUGGCUGUAUCCUCGCUCACAGCAUGGGCCUGGGCAAAACGCUGCAGGUCAUCUCCUUCAUCGAUGUCCUGUUCAGACACACCCAGGCUCACACAGUGCUCGCCAUCGUACCUGUGAACACGUUGCAGAACUGGCUGUCCGAGUUUAACAUGUGGGUCCCACCCCCAGAAGCGUUACCUCCAGAUACCGAUCCAGGACUGGUGACACCUCGCACCUUUAAGGUUCACAUCCUCAACGACGAACACAAAAACACGACGACCAGAGCCACGGUGGUGGAGAACUGGGCACGGGACGGAGGGGUGCUGCUGAUGGGCUACGAGAUGUACCGCCUCCUGUCGCUAAAGAAGAGCUUUGUGGCUGGGAGGAAGAAGAAGAGCAAGAAAGCAGCGGGACCUGUUGUCAUCGACCUGGACGAGGAGGACAGACAGCAGGAACUGCUCAAAGGUAUUGAGAAAGCUUUGGCCCGGCCUGGCCCAGAUGUGGUGAUUUGUGACGAAGGCCAUCGUAUCAAGAACUGCCAUGCCAGCACAUCACAGGCUCUGAAGAACAUCCGAACCCGACGCCGUGUGGUCCUAACCGGCUAUCCGCUCCAGAAUAACCUGAUUGAGUACUGGUGCAUGGUCGACUUUGUCCGACCUGACUUCUUAGGUACUCGGCAGGAGUUCAGUAACAUGUUUGAGCGUCCCAUUCUGAACGGGCAGUGUGUGGACAGCACACCUCAGGAUGUCCAGCUGAUGAGGUACAGGAGCCACGUCCUGCACAGCCUCCUGGAGGGCUUCGUACAGAGACGUGGUCAUGAUGUCUUGAAGGACCAGCUGCCCUCUAAAGAAGAGCAUGUGAUCCUGGUGCGUCUGUCUCCCCUGCAACGGGCGCUCUACACAGAGUUCAUGAAUCGCUUCAGAGAGGCAGGAAACACCGGCUGGCUCAGCCUCAACCCUCUGAAGGCUUUCUGUGUCUGCUGCAAGAUCUGGAACCAUCCGGACGUACUGUACGAGGCCUUACAGAAGGAGAACUUGGCAAGUGACCAAGACUUGGAUCUUGAUGACAUCACUUCCACAGGUCCGGCUCGUUGUCCAACCGCACCUAACCAAAAGGCAAAGCCCCUGGAGAAUCAUAACCCCAUUGGUGGACUGAGCCUCAAUCAGCUGCAGGAGAAAGCCAAUCAGGUCGUCACUUAUGAAUGGGCAAAGGACAUCAUGUGUGACUAUAAGCCCGGCAUCUUGGAGAACUCUGCAAAAAUGGUGCUGCUGUUCCACCUGAUAGAGGAGAGCGUCAGAAAGGGAGACAAGCUCCUUGUCUUCAGUCAGAGUUUGUCCACACUGACAGUGAUCGAGGACUUUCUGGUUAAGAGACCAGUACCUCCGUCGCCCAACACGUCUGGCAGAGACAGACCUAACCAGAACUGGGUGCGGAACCUCAACUACUACAGACUGGAUGGAAGCACAACAGCCUCAGAGAGAGAGAGACUGAUAAACCAGUUUAACGAUCCGUCCAACACCUCAGCAUUGGUCUUCCUGCUGUCAACCAGGGCUGGUUGUCUGGGCGUAAACCUGAUUGGGGCGAACCGCGUGGUGGUGUUUGACGCCUCAUGGAACCCGUGCCAUGAUGCCCAGGCCGUGUGCCGCGUCUACCGCUAUGGUCAGAGGAAGCCGUGUCAUAUCUACCGGCUUGUGUGUGACUUCACUCUGGAGAAGAAGAUCUACGACCGACAGAUCUCCAAACAGGGCAUGUCAGACCGGGUGGUGGAUGAUCUGAACCCUGUGCUGACCUUCACCAGGAGGGAAGUGGAGUCUCUUCUUCACUUCGUGGAGGAAGAGCCAGACCUGUCCCAAGUCCAGCUGCUGCCCCAUGACAGCAUGGAGGGCGUCCUUAUGAAGGCCCUGCACUUCUAUCCUCACCUGAUUACUAAGCAACCAUUCCCCCACGAGUCUCUGCUGAUAGACCGCAGGGAGCUGAAGCUGAGCAGCGCUGAGAAGAAAGCAGCGAGGAAGGGAUAUGAAGAGGAGAAGAGGGCUUCUGUACCAUACACACGACCUUCUUACGCUCACUAUUAUCCUGCCAGCGACCAGAGUCUCACCAACAUCCCCGCUUUCAGUCAGAGAAACUGGUGUCCACCGCCACGUACCGAAGAGAAGCCCGUGGCCAGUGUCCGGCCAGUGCAGUCAACUCCAGUUCCUAUGAUGCCCCGACAGGCGCAGGCUGCAGGCUCUUCCCCAAGCGACGAUUCAUCAGGAUCCAACCUCGGGGGGUUCCCUGUCAACUGCCUGCAAAAAGCUGGGGUGUUUGUGCAAAGGAUCGUCACCACUACUGACAUAGUUAUUCCAGGAACUAACAGCUCAACAGAUGUCCAGGCCAGGAUCACUGCAGGAGAGAGCAUCCACGUCAUCAGGGGCACCAAAGGGACUUACAUCAGGACGUCUGAUGGCCGAAUCUUUGCCAUCAGAGCAGCUAAGGCCAAGACUGCAGAGGAGAGUACUACAGUGCCACCCAAAGAGUCCCAGGCCCCACCAAAGGAAGUGUCAACCAAUGGCAGUAACGGUUGCCUGUCACCUGACAGGAUGCAGCAGGUACCCUCCAAGACAGUGCCACGCCCUCUAUCACCUGACAGCCCAGAGAUCAUUAGCGAGUUGCAGCGUUACACAGGUGGCACAGGAGCCGGCGCCAAUGCAGGCUCCGGAGUUCAGCCGGAGAAGGCAGCAGAGAACAACUUGCCUUCCACCAAACCAGUUCAGACCAAUGGCAGCAGUGGGAGCAGUGGGAGCAGUUUUGCUAGUGGAAAUGUGAGCCACCAUGAUGCCUCUGUGACUAACGUAAUCCAACCUAACAUGGACGCCACUGCCGCUGCCCAGGACCUGAGAACAGGCUCCAAGCGCAAAACCUCCAGCCCGUCCAUAGAUGAGCUGCCCGUUAAGCAGCCCUCUGCAGGCAAACACUCCUCAGCUCCUCUGGCCUCACAAGGCUUCCCCUUCACCGGGGGCUACGGCCUUCCUCCUCUGGGCCUCAACCCCGUCAUGUUGAGUGGGUCACUGGGGCACCCACUCUUAUUGGGGGCAGGCUCGCCUUACUUCCAGCCCCCCCACACUCAACUUGGGGAUCCCAGUUACAUGUACCCAGAUCUGUAUGGCUUUGGCGGAGCCAGCCCGGUCCCUACCUCCUCCUCUUCUACAACAACCACUGCUACCGCCGUCUCAUCUUCAUCAUCAUCAUCAUCAUCAUCUUCUGCAUCAGUCAAGGGUACCAGUUCAGUUCCAGGAGCCCUGCCUCCCUUCAUGCUGAGCCCCAGCAUGGCAGGCAUGGCUGGAAUGCUCUCGCCGGGCUUCUCUCUCUCUUACAGUCAGUCUCUGGCUAGCCUUUACACAGGGUCGAUGCACCCAGGUGGCCUGCCAGGUACAGCUGCUACUCCUGGUCCAGCCGGAGCCAGCUUCCUCUCCCAGUACCCUCCCACUGCUGCCUCCAGUUCGUCCUCGUCGUCUCCUUCCUCCUUCUCUCCCUCAGCACGGUCUGAGGGCCACCGGGGCACAGUGCUGGUGAACGGCGGUAAUGUUAGCAGUGCCAGCAGCUCGGAUGACGACGAUGAUGUCAUUGAGGUGAGGGGACAGUGACAGUUAAAUAAUGGGAUGCUUGAUUCAAUAUAAAAUGAAAGAGAACUGAAGCACCGACGAUUGAGCCCCUGCUAAAAUGUUUCCUCUGUUCAUCUCUACUGCCUUGGAGAAACAGUCUGAGUGGAGAUUGAACACGGACUGGACAAAGAGCAACAAAUCUUUAUGCUGAAUAUAAGAAGAUAAAACCAGAAGAAGAAAAAAGUUUCAGAUGGAAAAAUCAAAGGAAAAUCAGAGGACUACUGGCAUUGAAAUACUAAUAAUCACUGGACUUAGUACUGCUGAGUGUGGGCCUACAAUGACCACAGAUGGCCACUAGUUGUACUGUUGACGUUAGAGAUUCUAGUUCUGCAGCUUUGCUUAAUGUCAUGGCUCUUUUGCUUUUUUCAGCUAAUUAAAAAGAUGACAGUAGGGUGGACUUGUUAUUAAAAAAAGGUUUGAUAAUUAAGUUAGCUGGUAGUAAUGUUCGUUAAAUAUCAGUAACUGAAAUUGUAUUGUUUGUCACUUGUCAAAUAUUGCUACUGAAUUCUUCUUAAAAGAACUCAAAUAGAACUUUUAGAGAGCAUUUUGAUUUAACUCAAUAAUUCACUGCCAGGACAGGGGGUAUUGUACAUUUUUGCUCUUAAGAAAAAAAUCAUCUUGGAAUUUAUUGAAAACGAGGCUUACUGAGGAUGUGGUUAAGACAAAUACUGAAACCUUAAAACUAAUGAAAGAAUGUAUGCUUAUUCAAAUGCCUUUAAAUCAGGCCUUUUUGAAAAGACUCUUAUUUAGGCAUCAGACGUGGGAAGAUCUGAUUUUUUUUUUUUUUUUUUUUUUUUUUUUUUUUUUUUUUUUUUU